Messenger RNA from Onychomys torridus (southern grasshopper mouse), 4092 nucleotides. RefSeq names its product neuronal PAS domain protein 3 (gene Npas3). Gene Ontology annotation, molecular function: DNA-binding transcription factor activity, RNA polymerase II-specific; RNA polymerase II transcription regulatory region sequence-specific DNA binding; protein dimerization activity. The record is from RefSeq and is a predicted model, not a curated record. NCBI's taxonomy places the organism in Eukaryota, Metazoa, Chordata, Mammalia, Rodentia, Cricetidae. Bases 74 to 3016 code for a protein of 980 amino acids. Gene Ontology annotation, biological process: regulation of transcription by RNA polymerase II. The transcript has 13 exons.
CGCCCGAACCCGAGCCCGAGCCCCCGCCAGCCUGAGCCCAGAGCAUCCGCGCCUGGGGCUCCAAGCCGCGGCGAUGAUCCGAAUCUUUCCGGAUUUCAGCGUGCAGGUGACGGCCGCGGCGGCCGGCGGGGCAGCCGCUGGGGUACCGGCCGGCGCGGGCAUGGGGAGGGCCGGCGCCGCGGCCAACGGCACCCCGCAGAACGUCCAGGGCAUCACCUCCUACCAGCAGCGAAUAACUGCGCAGCAUCCUCUGCCCAACCAAUCAGAAUGUAGGAAAAUCUACAGAUAUGACGGAAUCUACUGUGAAUCUACCUACCAGAACUUACAAGCACUGAGAAAGGAGAAAUCCAGAGAUGCUGCACGCUCCCGCCGGGGAAAAGAAAACUUUGAGUUCUAUGAAUUGGCCAAGUUGUUGCCCCUCCCAGCAGCCAUCACCAGCCAACUGGACAAGGCAUCCAUCAUCCGACUCACAAUUAGCUAUCUCAAAAUGAGGGACUUUGCCAACCAAGGGGACCCUCCGUGGAACUUGCGGAUGGAAGGCCCUCCACCAAACACCUCAGUAAAAGGGAUACAAAUGUGGAAAUCUGAACUCUGCAUGAGAAAGACACCAUGCGAAGUUAUAGGUGCACAGCGAAGGCGGAGCCCCAGCGCACUAGCCAUUGAAGUAUUUGAAGCACAUCUGGGAAGCCACAUUCUGCAGUCCCUGGAUGGCUUCGUAUUUGCACUAAAUCAAGAAGGAAAAUUUUUGUACAUUUCCGAAACCGUCUCUAUCUACCUAGGCCUCUCACAAGUGGAGCUGACAGGAAGCAGCGUCUUUGACUAUGUCCACCCUGGGGACCACGUGGAGAUGGCAGAGCAGCUGGGCAUGAAGCUCCCGCCUGGGCGGGGUCUCCUCUCCCAGGGCACCACAGAGGACGCAGCCAGUUCAGCAUCUUCCUCCUCUCAGUCAGAGACCCCCGAGCCAGUGGAGACAACCAGCCCCAGUCUGCUAACCACCGACAACACCCUUGAGCGGUCCUUUUUCAUCCGAAUGAAAUCCACUCUGACCAAACGCGGAGUACACAUCAAGUCAUCAGGAUAUAAGGUGAUUCACAUAACAGGCCGACUUCGCCUCAGAGUGUCGCUGUCCCACGGGAGGACCGUCCCCAGCCAAAUCAUGGGUCUCGUGGUGGUGGCUCAUGCCUUGCCUCCCCCUACGAUCAAUGAAGUCAGAAUUGACUGCCAUAUGUUCGUCACUCGAGUAAACAUGGACCUCAAUAUCAUUUACUGUGAAAAUAGGAUUAGUGAUUACAUGGAUCUGACCCCUGUAGACAUCGUAGGGAAAAGAUGUUACCAUUUCAUCCAUGCCGAAGACGUGGAGGGCAUCAGGCACAGUCACCUGGACUUGCUGAAUAAGGGUCAAUGUGUGACGAAGUACUAUCGCUGGAUGCAGAAGAACGGAGGCUACAUCUGGAUACAGUCUAGUGCCACCAUAGCAAUUAACGCUAAGAACGCAAACGAGAAGAACAUCAUCUGGGUGAAUUAUCUUCUUAGUAAUCCUGAGUACAAGGACACGCCCAUGGACAUUGCGCAGCUCCCGCAUUUGCCAGAGAAAACUUCAGAAUCCUCUGAGACAUCGGACUCUGAAUCAGACUCUAAAGACACCUCAGGUAUAACAGAGGACAACGAGAACUCCAAGUCCGACGAGAAGGGCAAUCAGUCGGAGAACAGCGAGGAUCCGGAACCCGACCGCAAGAAGUCGGGCAGCGCGUGCGACAACGACAUGAACUGCAACGACGACGGCCACAGCUCCAGCAACCCGGACAGCCGCGACAGCGACGACAGCUUCGAGCACUCGGACUUUGAGCACCCCAAGGCGGCCGAGGAUGGCUUCGGCGCGCUGGGCCCCAUGCAGAUCAAGGUGGAGCGCUACGUGGAGAGCGAGGCGGACCUGCGGCUGCAGCCCUGCGAGUCGCUCACGUCGGACAGCGCCAAGGACUCGGACAGCGCGGGCGAGGCGGGCGCGCAGGCCUCCAGCAAGCACCAGAAGCGCAAGCGGCGGCGGAAAAGGCAGAAGGGGGGCAGCGCCAGUCGCCGGCGCCUGUCCAGCGCGUCCAGCCCGGGCCUGGACGCCGGCCUGGUGGAGCCACCGCGGCUGCUGUCAUCACCGCACAGCGCCUCGGUGCUCAAGAUCAAGACGGAGAUCGCCGAGCCCAUCAACUUCGACAACGACAGCAGCAUCUGGAACUACCCGCCCAACCGGGAGAUCUCCAGGAAUGAGUCCCCGUAUAGCAUGACCAAACCCCCCAACUCUGAGCACUUCCCGUCCCCGCAGGGCCAGGGGGGAGGUGGCGGCGGCGGCGGCGGCGGCGGCGGUGGGGGAGCAUUGCACGUGGCCAUCCCCGAUUCCGUCCUCACCCCACCGGGCGCCGAUGGCGCGGCCGGCCGCAAGACUCAGUUCAGCGGCACGGCCCCAGUGGCCUCCGACCCGCUGUCGCCCCCGCUCUCCGCAUCCCCGCGGGACAAGCAUCCCGGGGGCGGGGCGGGGGGCGGCGGCGGGGGUGGCCCUGGUGCGUCCAACUCCUUGCUGUACACUGGGGACCUGGAGGCCCUGCAGAGGUUGCAAGCAGGCAACGUCGUGCUUCCGCUUGUGCACCGGGUGACAGGGACCCUGGCGGCCACCAGCACGGCCGCGCAGAGGGUCUACACCACGGGCACCAUCCGCUACGCCCCUGCUGAGGUGACCCUGGCCAUGCAGGGCAACCUGCUACCCAACGCGCAUGCUGUUAACUUCGUGGAUGUUAACAGCCCUGGCUUCGGCCUCGACCCCAAGACGCCCAUGGAGAUGCUCUACCACCACGUGCACCGGCUCAACAUGUCAGGACCAUUUGGCGGCGCCGUGAGCGCGGCCAGCCUCACACAGAUGCCUGGUGGCAAUGUGUUCACCACGGCUGAGGGACUCUUCUCCACGCUGCCCUUCCCGGUCUACAGCAACGGCAUCCAUGCGGCACAGACUCUGGAGCGCAAGGAGGACUGAGCAGGGGUCCCACUCGGAGGCAUCGUCGGAGUUUUUGUUUAGACCUUUCAUUCUAGCACUUUGAAUUCGAGCAGGUCAGCGUCUUCUCACAACAUGGCGGCCCCCUUCCACCCCCCUCUUUCUUUCAUUGGACUUAUUCUUUCUUGUAAAGACGUGUUUAUUUUUUGCCUUCAGAGGGUCAGAUGACCAGUUGCCUGCCAUUUUGUCUUCUAAGAUGUGUGUUGGGUUGUUUGGCUUUCCUUUACAUCUUUAUUAAGAUGUCUUUAAUGUGUAUAUGCCUCUGCCAUAGAAUACUCAGUCUUGUGGUCAAGAGAUUUCUCAAGUGACAACCAUUGGGUUUUCUCCCUAAAGAUCUUGAUAUGAUCAAGAUGAAAGAGACAAGCAUAAAUGCAUAAAUGAUUGUGCCCUGUUUGACUAAGUCAAAUGAAAUGGGGUGGGUGGUUUUUGGUUUUCCUGUCCCUAAUUCCUUUGAAAAUAGGGGAAUAGUAUUUUAGAAUUUUAUGCAGAAUUUAAUUCUUUUUAUGAUUAAGAUUUUAAGAUUUUCUUACUUGCACAUAAAAAUAAUUUGGGUUCUUAAACUUAAUUUCUGGCCUGUGACUAGAAUGUUUAAAAAAAAAAAGAAGUUGAACUAAGUGAUAAUUACUGAAACAUUAACUUAAUUUCUAAAACCAUGGUGCUAUCAUUUAUUAACCUGUAAUGUCUUCAUACAAAAUGCAGCUCCCAGGCUGGGUUUUGGAAAAGAAACUGUGUCUUGUCCUGGUCUGGAGCCCGGUUGCUACAGUCUCCUUGGUUAGUUUAGACAAAGCCCUCAUUAACAUUUGCUGCAGGACUUCCAUUUACCUCCCAACUAACAAACACAGCCUCACUUUCCAUUUAAUGGGUCCGUAAAGGCCUGUUAAAGGGGGGCUUCUGGACAGCUCGGACUGAUUUGAGGGGCAGUUUAAGUACAUACUGCCUUUUGUUGAGCUUCUUUUUAAUCCUUACUCAGUCUAACUGAGGCUGAUUCCGCAACUUCAGUAACAUUUCAGAAGAAAAGGAGGAAAAGGAGAAAUAGUUAACAUUUUUUGUUUUGUUUU